GACGGUUUUACUCGGAGAGAGCGCGAGGAUAGGUCCGAUUUCCGUUAUAAAUCCGACUCUUCUUUCGUAGGACCGAAAUCUGAGUAGAGUUUGUUAUUAAAAAUAAUUCAAAAUCAUAUAAAAGCAAGAUGCCUCGCGGGUUCCUGGUGAAGCGGAGUAAACGCGCCUCGGCGGGCUCUUACCGGAUGCGACCUGACUGCGCGGAGAUGCAGAAAUCAGAGCCUCACGCGCCGAAGAGCGAACCUCCACGAGACCCGGUCAGAGCCCCGUGCACGGACGGCACAGCAGCACGCACUCUGCACGCGCAGCCACAGGAACCCUCUGCUCUCGCGCCCAGGCGAAGCAUCUUCCACAGCACUGUGAGUAAUAAAGGUGAAGAUGAUGAUGUUGAUGAUGGAGAUGGUGAUGAUGGUGAGGGGGAUCACGUCGCUGAGAAGGACUGCCACAGACCCGCGGUGCCCCUGAGCGCAGGAUUAAAGCGCUCCCCGUUCCCUCGGUGUCUGAGCUCACCGGCCGCGGCGGAAUCGUUCCCGGUCUCCUCAAUCGAGCGCCUCCUGCUUUCCAGUCAGGCGGACAUUAAGUUUACUUCGUGCCCCGCAUCCUUUCCGCACAACCUGAAGCCCGAGACCAAGAGCAAGCCGCCGGGGAGGAAACUGAAAGUAGCACGGAAGCUGACCUUUGAAGACGAGGUCACGACCUCACCGGUGCUCGGACUGCGGAUCAAGAAGGAGAGUCCCGACAGCGCGCCGAGACCGAGCAAGAAGCCGCUGGGAGAGUUCAUCUGCCAGCUCUGUAAGGAGGAGUACCCGGACCCGUUCUCUCUUGCGCAACACCGGUGCUCGCGCAUCGUCCGGGUGGAGUACCGUUGCCCCGAGUGCGACAAGGUGUUCAGCUGUCCCGCUAACUUGGCCUCACACCGCCGAUGGCACAAACCGCGCGACACUCAGGACACCAGAAAGUCUCAGGUGCAUGAGAAGGCGUCGGUGGAAGGUAAGGAGAACGCGACCGACAUGCGAGUGAAGCAGCAGCAGCAUCAGCAGCAGCAUCAGCAGCAGCAGCAGCAGCAUCAGCAGCAGCAUCAGCAGCAUCAUCCUCAUCCUCAGCUUCAGCAGCAGCAGCAGCAGCAUCAGCUUCUGUUUUUCUCCACCGAGGGCGCGCAGAGCUCCGUGCCUACCGCGGACACGCACUGCGGCGCCGCGGAGAGACGCUUUGACGACGUGUCGAGGAUGUUUGAGCGCCGCCGCGACGACACAGACCCCCUCGCGCCCGGGUUUCUGUGCGCGCGGGCGGGAGGAGAGAGAGGAAGAGAGGAGGAAGAGGAAGAGUACGCGUGCCACUACUGCGCCAAAAAGUUCCGGAGGCACGCAUACUUGCGGAAGCACCUGGCCGCCCACCAGAGCGUGCACGCGGCGUCGUACAAGCACGCGGAGAGCGCGCCGAUCCCGUUCACGUGCCACCUGUGCGGCGCGCGCUUUCCCACGGCGGAGGUGCGCGAGAAGCACCGACUCUGGCACGCGCUCGCGGGACCCGUACCGGGCAAGACGGCAGGCGCGCUGAUAAGAGCGGACCUCAUGCUGCCUCCGAAACCGAGCCGGAUCUGGGAGGUUCCGACCUGAAGGGUUUUCAUCACGAGGACAGUUUGCACUGAGAGUUUACGGAAAUGCACGCGGAUUAAACAUUAACGCGUGUAAAAUAAAAGUAUUUCCAUGACCCGGGUAUGAAGCAGGAGCAGAAAAUAACAAAUCACAUUCCAUUUAUAAUAAUAAUAAUAAUAAUAAUAAUAAUAAUAAUAAUACCAACAAAACUCAUCAUCAUCAUAAGGAUAACUGAUACAGAGCAGUAUUUAAUUACAGUCCUGACGUCACUAAUCAAUCAGAUUAAAAGGUAACAUUUCAGUCCAGUGUCUCCGGUACUGAACAGAACCUCUCGAGUACACACCUGCAGUAGCUUCACAGAGGAAUAAAAGAAGCUUGUUUAUAAAUAAUUUAAGGACAUUAUUUGAUUUCUGGAGGUUUCCAGAUGAAAAAUAGGAUAAAAAGCACAUUGUUUAACCAGAUGUGAGUUUCGGCUCAGCGAUAAGUUCUGCUCAGUACCUUUUCU
This is a messenger RNA of Silurus meridionalis, 2100 nucleotides long. RefSeq names its product insulinoma-associated protein 1a. The transcript has a single exon. Lineage: Eukaryota; Metazoa; Chordata; Actinopteri; Siluriformes; Siluridae. Bases 129 to 1616 code for a protein of 495 amino acids. Gene Ontology annotation, molecular function: RNA polymerase II cis-regulatory region sequence-specific DNA binding; DNA-binding transcription repressor activity, RNA polymerase II-specific. Gene Ontology annotation, biological process: regulation of cell cycle process; neuron differentiation; negative regulation of transcription by RNA polymerase II. The record is from RefSeq and is a predicted model, not a curated record. Gene Ontology annotation, cellular component: nucleus; transcription repressor complex.